AUGAAGAAAGUAACUGAUAAUUCAACAAAAUCUAAAAAUCAAACAACUCUUGGACAAUAUUGGUCAUCAACUGCAUCUAAAAUGUCAAAACCUACUAUUAAACAUGAACCAAUGGUUCAAGAAGAUGAUGAUAUUGAAUUACUAACUGCUAUGGAACAAUUUGAAAAAAAUAAUACUCCUUCUCGUUCAAUAACCACUACCACCACUACUACUACAACGAAAACAACAACAACAGCAUCAACAUCAAAAUGGCCAAUAUCUCAUAAACCAGAACAAAAUUCCAAACAAACACAUCAAGCAUCAAUAACAGCACCUCCAAAUGAUAAUGAACAAAUGCAUACAUAUCCUGAUUUUGAUCGACAAUCAGGUCGUAUAUGGAUUUAUCCAACAAACUAUGAAAAACGUGAUUAUCAAUAUAAAAUAGUUAGUAUGGCAUUAUUUCAAAAUACACUUGUUGUUUUACCAACUGGUCUUGGAAAAACAUUUAUAGCUGCAGUUGUUAUGUUUAAUUAUUGUCGUUGGUAUCCAACAGGUAAAAUCAUAUUUACUGCUCCAACUAAACCAUUAGUUGCUCAACAAAUGGAUGCUUGUGCUAAAGUCAUGGGUAUACGAAAAAGUGAAAUGUGUGAAAUGACUGGUGGUGUUAGUCCAGAAGAACGAAAAAGACUUUGGUUAGAAAAACGAGUCUUUUUUUUAACACCACAAACAUUAAAUAAUGAUCUUGUUAAAUCAACUUGUCCAUGGUCAAAAAUUCGUUGUUUAAUUAUUGAUGAAGCUCAUAGAGCACUUGGUCAACAUGCUUAUUGUCAAGUUGUUCAAGAAUUAUGUAAAAAUGGUGAAGAAUUUCGUGUUCUUGGACUUAGUGCAACACCAGGAAAUAAUGUUGAAGCUGUACAAAAUGUAAUUAAUAAUCUUAAAAUAUCUCAUAUUGAAAUGCUUACAGAUGAUUCACCUGAAAUAAAAAAAUAUAGUUUUGAUAAAGUAAUUGAUAAAAUUGUUGUUGGACCAAAUCAAUUAAUGCAAAAUUUACGACGAUGUAUCUUAAAUAUACUUAAACAACCAGUUGAAACACUUAAUCGAUUAGGAAUUUUAUAUCAAAAAAGUCCAGAAUAUAUUACAAACGGAUCAGUUAUUUUGACAAUGAAAAGAGUGGCAAAAGAUAAACCAGCUAAUUUAAAUGACAAACAAUAUCAAGAAGCUAAAAAUGCACUUUUCUUUGCUAUAUCAUUUUUUCAUGCUCUUGAUGAAUUAGAAAAACAUGGUCUACAAUCUGUAUAUAAUUUCUUUAAAAAAAAAUUAACUGAAGAUAAAAGAAAUGGUUCUUUACAUUUCACAUUUCGAAAUAAUUCUGAAUUAAGUGAAAUAUAUACUGAAUUACAAAAUUUAUUUGACUUAUCACAAGUUAGUACACAACAACGAUGUCAAACCAGUCUUCUAAUAGCUCAUCCUAAAUUAUCAAAAUUACGUGAAUGUGUUGUCGAACAUUUUCAAACAUUUGAACGUACAAAAACAAAACCAACCGAUCAAACACGAGUUAUUAUAUUUAGUGAAAAACGUGAUAGUGUUAGAGAAAUAACAGAACUUCUUGAACAAGAUCGACCAUUAGUUAAACCAAUGUCAUUUAUUGGACAAGCAACAUCUCAUGGUGCAGAGGGUAUUAAUCAAAAAUUACAGAAAAAAGUUGUGAAUGAUUUUCGUGCUGGUGGUUAUAAUGUACUUGUUGCAACAUCAAUUGGUGAAGAAGGUUUAGAUAUUGGUAGUGUUGAUUUAAUUAUUUGUUUUGAUGCACUUAAAUCACCUAUUCGACUUGUUCAACGUAUGGGUCGAACAGGACGUGCUCGACAAGGUCGAAUUGUUCUUCUUAUGACUGAAGGUAAAGAAGAACGAACAUAUUAUGAAGGUGAAAUGCAACAAAAACGUAUAUUUAAAUUAAUUGUUGAUGGUGCACGUAUGUUACAAUUAUAUCGUAAUAAUCUUCGAAUGGUUCCCCAUGAUAUUCAACCAAUAUGUCAAGAAAUGUUAAUUAAAAUGAAUGAUGAAAUAGAUCUAUCAGAAAAAGAUAAUAAAAAAAAAUUCAAAACCAAUGAUUCUGAUUUUAAGACAAUGAUUAAUAAAACUAAACAACAAGAAACUUUAUUGAAAUUAUUUCGUAAAGAUAAAUUACUUAAUGAUAAUGAAUUUUAUCAUUGGGUAAGAAAUUAUCAAUUAAAUGAUAAUAAUGAUGAUGACAAAAUGCCUACUCCUAUUAAAGAUCGUUUGAUUUUAAUGACUAAAACAGCCAUGAAAAAAUGGUCAAAUGAACAACGAGAAAUUCAAAGUCCUUCAAUGCACUCAUCGCGAACAAAAAUAUUUGUAAAUUUUAUGAAAAAUUAUACAAACGAAAGAGUUUAUGUUGAUAUUCCAAAUAAUACAUGGCCAAUUGAUGAAUCAAUAACAAAACAUGAACCAACAACAGUAGAAACCAAUAUUCCUAAUCGACCGAAAAUGCCAUCACCAUUUGAUCGAUCAAAAUUAGAAGACCAAAUAAAAACUAAACGAUCUUGUUCGCCACUUGAUCUAGCAAAAAUGCCAGAAGAAUGUGAUCAAUUAUUAAAUCUUCAACCAAUUAUUUAUCAACAACAAGAAGAAAUACUUGAUGAAGAAAUUGAUUGUGGAGAUUUAUUUGGUACUGGUUCAAAAUUUGACGUAACGUCUACACAUUCAGAAUUAAUUCUUCCAGAAGUAUCAAAUUCAGUACAAAAUAAAUCAAUACAGGAUCAUAAUGAUGAUAUUGUAUGUUCUAAUGUUACAAUUAAUGAUAAUAAUGACAAUAUUGGAAAUUUUAAUAUUACUAUUGAUGAUCUAUUUCCAUCAUCUCAAGUAUCUCAUUCAUCUCCAACAUUACAAUUAAAUGAUAUACAAUCUCAACAGAAAAAUGUUUUUGAUGAUGAUGAUAUGGAUGACGAUGAAUUAUUAGAAGCCUUUAAUAAACAUAUUGAAUCAUCAUCAAAUCAGAUAACUAAUCCAAGUCCUGUAUUAAUACUUACUAAUAGAAUUAAUACACAAACUCAAGAAAAUAUUCAAACAACUGAUGUUACAUUACCAAAAUUUGAUUUAGAAUUUAGUUUUGAUGACCUUGAUAGCAGUGAUGAACAAAUGGACAAUGUACUUGACAUUACUAAAUAUGAAACAACGAAUAAAAAUAAUGUAACAACAUGUUCCGAUAAAUUUGAAACACCAAUUCGACGAGUUCCAUCUAAAAAACGUAUUCGACGUCUUUCAACAACAACACCUGAUAUAAUUGAAAGAAAAAAAUCUAAAAGUGUACAAGAACUCAAUAUUAAACAACAAGAACGACAUUUUCAUCGACGACUUGCAUCAGAUUUUCUCGAUCGUGAAGCUAUUGUUGAUGAAGCAUUGUCUAAUAUAGUAUCAUCUGAUGAAGAUGAAAAUGAUGAUAAGAAUCACCAUAAUAAUGAUCUAAAUGAACAUGAUCAUUUUAUUGAUGACCGACAAGUUCUAACACAAAUGGCAAAUAUCGAUAUGACAAGUGUUUAUUUAAAAAGUAUAAAAAGUCCAAAAGUAAAUUUCCGUCCGCCACCACCACCGAUUCCAAUUGAAGAUAUUUAUUCUCAAUUACCAAAUAUGACAAUGCAUGAUGAUAAUUAUGAUGAAGAUGAUAGUUUUGUUGAUGAUACAACACAAAUAAUAGAUGAUCAUCAUGGUGAAGUUGAUUUUGAUGAACUCGCAAAUAUUCUUGGCACUCAAUCAGUUGUACAUCGUCAAAGUAAAGUAACAAGACGUGGAGUUAAAUUCGGACGAACAUCAGAAACAACAACACCUAAACGAAAACCAACACGUCGAGUUCAAAUAGCACAAAGUCCUAUGUAG
This is a messenger RNA of Rotaria sp. Silwood1, 3870 nucleotides long. The record is from the annotation of a GenBank genome assembly. Lineage: Eukaryota; Metazoa; Rotifera; Eurotatoria; Philodinida; Philodinidae.